Molecule: messenger RNA, 3730 nt
Organism: Anneissia japonica
Lineage: Eukaryota; Metazoa; Echinodermata; Crinoidea; Comatulida; Comatulidae
Product: 60S ribosomal export protein NMD3-like
Exons: 10
Coding region: 108-1640 (510 amino acids)
Biological process (GO): ribosomal large subunit export from nucleus
Cellular component (GO): nucleus; cytoplasm
Molecular function (GO): ribosomal large subunit binding
Source: RefSeq, a predicted model, not a curated record
GAAAAAUCGAUAGGGCGCCCUCUGGUUAAGCAAUCACACUUUGACGAAGUGAUGAUACGGCGAUACACAUGGUAGUUUUUGUGAUUUAAAACAAUAUUGAAUUAUUGAUGAUGGAGUAUCUACAGGGUGAAGUAACGCGUACUGAAGGUACCAUUUUGUGCUGCCUCUGUGAAACACCAAUUGCUCCAAACCCUGCUAACAUGUGCGUCGCUUGUAUGAGAACUCAGGUUGACAUCACCGAAGGAAUUCCUAAGCAAGCUACCAUUUAUUUUUGUAAAUCAUGUGAAAGGUAUUUACAGCCCCCAUCUCAUUGGGUAAGCUGCACAUUAGAGUCGCGUGAAUUACUCGCUCUUUGUUUAAAAAAACUCAAAGGCCUCCAGAAGGUAACUUUAAUUGACGCCAGCUUCGUCUGGACAGAACCUCACUCAAAGAGGAUCAAAGUGAAGCUGACUAUUCAGAAGGAAGUGCUAGGGGGCGCUGUUCUUCAGCAGGUCUUCAUCGUAGAGUUCACAGUCAACUAUCAGAUGUGCGAUGACUGUCAUCGCGUCGAGGCUAAAGAUUUCUGGAAAGCGGUAGUCCAAAUUCGGCAAAAGGCAACCCACAAGAAAACUUUCUUCUACGUUGAACAGUUGAUGUUGAAGCACCGCAGCCACAGCAAAGCCCUGAACAUUAAGCAACAUGAUGGAGGCCUAGACUUCUACUUUGCUACCAAAGAUGAUGCCAGAAAACUGGUGGAAUUUCUAGCCUCUGUUAUUCCAUGCAGAAACAAGACUUCUCAACGUCUGAUCUCCCACGAUAUCCACAAUAAUACUUAUAAUUACAAGUAUACCUUCUCAGUUGAAAUAUCUCCUGUUUGUAAGAAUGACAUUGUGUGUUUAUCCAAGAAAUUUGCUGCCAGCGUCGGUAACCUAGGCCAACUUUGUAUCUGUACCAAAGUGACCAAUAGUAUAUCACUUAUCAAUCCAGCCACUUUACAAACUGCUGAUGUUCCAAGUAAUGUAUACUGGAGAAAUGCAUUCACCAGCCUGUGCACACUCAAACAGCUCACUGAGUUCAUCGUUUUGCAGACGGAAAGAGUUGAAGAUAGAGAUAGAAGGCACGUGGCCGGACAGGGCUCCGUGUCAAAUAAGCAUCUACUUGCGGAUGUCUGGGUCCAGAGAAGUCAGGACCUUGGCAUAUCUGACGUGCAAAUCCACUGUCGUACGCAUCUUGGUCACCUUCUAAAUGUUGGGGAUAGUGUGUUGGGCUUUGACUGCAACCAUGCGAACAUCAAUGACCCAAACUUUAGUACACUCAAUCCAGAGUUUGUACCGGAUGUGAUCUUGGUGAAGAAACAUUACGGUAAUCGGCAGAAACGUAACAGACGCAGAGCUUGGAAGCUGAAGACGCUUAACAAGGAACUUAAUAACAUGGAGACGGAUUCAACAAAUACUGAUUAUAAUCAGUUCCUCGAGGAUUUGGAGGAAGAUGUAGAAUAUCGAAAGAACGUCAACAUUUACCUUGAUCGUUCGAAAGUAAAUGUUGCUGUUGAGUCGAGCGAUGAAGGCGAGAUGCCUCAGGUUAGUCUACAGGAGAUGUUAGAUGACCUACACCUGACUGAUGAAGGGAUGGAAGAAGCAGCUGCUGGAGCACUGGAGUAAGGGGCAUCCCCUUCCCCACAUCCUUCCUCAAAACUCGCACCACAUCUUACAAAUAUAAUAUGUUGACAUAUUAUUAAAGUGCAUUGUACAAUUAGUACAAAAAUUAAUUUUUUUAUUUGUUUACAAUCUAUCUGUAUCCCUGUCUCUGUAUAUGGAGGCUUUAUUAUGAAUUCUUGAAAUUGACCAUCCUUACUCUAGCAACAAGUUUUUCACCUACAACAAGUUAACAAAAAUAAUGCGUCCAAAAUUCGCAUGCGCGCAAGAAAAACAUGGUUAUAACGAUAAAGUUGUUGAUUAAAUACCCCUAUUUAUGCAAAGAGGAAAAUAAGGGCGAUUACACCGAUUAAGUGCACGUACUGUACUUUUUGAAAUAGAGUAUUUUAAAAUAGCCACAAAUAGUCAACUGCCUCUUAUUAACAUUAUGACAUACCACGCUAUACUUAAAUUAAAAAAUAGAAAUAAAACAAGGCUUCAAUUUUACUUAAAAUUUUACAAGGAUGGCACUGACAAGGCUGGUUUUGCCAAAAGCAUCACUCUACUCUACUAUUUCGCUCAUCGUUAUGUUCAAAGUCAUUAAUGAAUGCAGUAAUUGCAUCCUUUCCUCUCGAUUUAAUUUUGCAGGAACUGACAAAUCCUUGAAUAUAUAUAUUCUUUCUUUAUUGUCAAACUCGUAUUAAAAAAGCAAAUUCGAAAAUUGACUUCCUUGCAACGAAAAACAAAGGAAACAACUGUACAAUAAAAAUAUGCUGUUCCAAGAAAAAGUGAAUCCCUUCAUAUUCGGCCAAUCCUUUUAUGAGAAAUUUCACUGGAAACAUCACCCUACCAUUUACCAUUGUUAUUUUCGCCAAGUUCAAUUUCAUUGAUGCAUGCAGUAAUUGCAUCCUUUCUCCUUGCUUUAACUUGUGUAGGAAUUGGCAAAUCCUUGUAUAAAAAUGUGUAGUUUAAAGAAAAAGUGAAUCCCUUCAUAUUUGGCCAAUCCUGGGAAAUUCAAGUAAUGGCACUUAUUGUGCCUGACUGUCUUUGCCUGAUGCGAUUCUAUGGCGAAUGGGACGCCACCACACGCCGUGCAACGGAUCGUUUAUAAUGACGAUCCGUUCAGACUUUAAAUAGUCGGGUGCCUCUCAUUAACAUUAUGAUAUAUAACAUACCAUGCUAUACUUAAUGCUCUUCCAAGGAUGGCAUUGAAAAGAGUGGUUUUGCCAACCCGUUUCUUCCCCAGAAAUAACACUCUACUAUUUAUCAACGUUAUUUCGCCAUUUUCAAGAUCAUAAUGAAUGCAGUAAUUGCAUCUUUUCCCCUUGCUUUAAUUUGUGAAGGAACUGACAAAUCUUGAAAUAAAAUAUUUUGUUUCAAGGAAAAGUGAAUCUCUUCAUAUUCGGCCAAUUCUGUUAUGGGGAAUUUAAAUAGUCAGCUGCCUCUCAUUAACAUUAUGAUAUGUAACAUACCAAGCUAUACUUACUUUAAAAAGUAGAAAUAAACAAAGCUUUAAAUUUACUUAUGCUUUUCGAAGGAUGGCAUUGACAAAGCUAGUUUUCCCCCAUACGCCGUGUAACGGAUCGUUUUUAAUGACGAUCCAUUCAAACUGCUACCGACAAUCAACACCGUGGUCUUGUUAACAGUGAGCAGAGUUGGAUUAGUUGGCCAACUGUCGUACAUCCAUCGUACGACACAUGGCUUGACAGUGAUGAAUAAAAUUGAAAUGAUGAAUAAAAUUGAAAUGAUUUAAUAGACACAUAGACAAACAUAAUUAAUAUUUUAUGAUUCAACCAUAAUAUAGUGUCAAAAUUAUGAUUUUUAAAUUUUGUUCAUUGUCUUAGAGGCAUUUACGAUAUUUAUCAACUUUUCAGAAGUGUCUUAAUGGCUGUUCUCUUUAAUUUGUAACACUAUAUUCCUGAGAUAUUUAGGUUAGUAAGAAUAUUAUGAUAUUUUAAUAUAUUUUUUUUUGGAUCUACCUGUAUUCGCAAGUAUAUUUACAGAGUGACAAAUAUAUUUCUGGUUUUAAUUGUGGUUUAUUGGGAAAGUUACUGAAGGUGCGUUUUUGAACGAUAAACAAGGCAGUGAAAAAUAAAAGGCAAUAGUAACAAUGUGUU